Messenger RNA from Babjeviella inositovora NRRL Y-12698, 1416 nucleotides. RefSeq names its product glycoside hydrolase family 72 protein. Gene Ontology annotation, biological process: fungal-type cell wall (1->3)-beta-D-glucan biosynthetic process. Gene Ontology annotation, cellular component: cytoplasm; fungal-type cell wall. The record is from RefSeq and is a predicted model, not a curated record. The transcript has a single exon. Bases 1 to 1416 code for a protein of 471 amino acids. NCBI's taxonomy places the organism in Eukaryota, Fungi, Ascomycota, Pichiomycetes, Serinales.
AUGAAACUCCUCUCUCUCUCUGCUGCCUUUUGCUUGAUCCAAGCGAUCAGCUGCCUUGAACCAGUCACGCUCAAGGGUAAGCGCUUCAUUCAGGACGGUAAUGUCUUCUGGCUCAAGGGUAUCGACUACCAACCGGGUGGCGCGUCGGGCUACGACGCGAAUGCGAAUGCGGACGUGUUGAGCGAUGCGGAAGCGUGCACGCGUGACACGUACGUGUUGCAGCAGCUCGGGGUCAACACCGUGCGUGUGUACACGGUGAACCCGAACGUUAACCACGACGAAUGCAUGACGAUUUUCAACAACGCAGGGAUCUAUUUGAUCUUGGAUGUUAAUGCUGGCUUGGCCAACCAGUCGUUGAACCGCGCGAACCCGGGCUCCUCCUACAACGCUGGGUACUUGUCGCGCGUGUUUCUGGUCAUCGAGGCGUUCAAAAACUACCCAAACGUGAUUGGGUUCUUCUCCGGGAAUGAGAUCAUCAACGACGAGACAUCGGCGGGGAUUGAUCCGCCCUACAUCCGUGCGGUGCAGCGCGAUAUGAAGCAGUACAUCGCGAAGAACUGCGCACGCGCGAUCCCUGUGGGUUACUCCGCUGCGAGCGACAUCAACUUGCGUGGGCCAACCUUUGAGUACCUUCAAUGUAACAUUGACGGAAACGAUGACGACUCAAAGUCCGACUUUGUGGGUUUGAACUCGUACGAAUGGGCGGCCGGCUCCGAUUGGGCCUCUUCCGGCUACGCAAAGAUCAACUCCACCUUUGAAGACACAACCGUGCCGUUAUUUUUCUCAGAGUACGGUACCUUGAACGAUAACGGUGCGGAGCCGCGUGCGUUCGACGAGGUUACUGGCUUGUACGGCGGUUUGAACCAAAGCUUCAGCGGUGGUUUGGUCUACGAAUACUCCAUGGAAGCCAACUCCUACGGCUUGGUCACCAUCGGUAGUGAUGGGAGUGUCCUGUUCGAGCAGGACUUUGAAAACUUGAAGGCAAAGUACGGUAACUUGACGUUGGCCGAUAUCAGUGAGAGCAGCGUUGAUGACACCAAUACCAUCACUUGUAACUCCACCUUUAUCGAAUCCCUUGACAGCUCCUUCGGGGCCAACUUCACGCUUCCACUGCAGCCGAGCGACAUCCUGAGCAUGAUUAACAACGGGUUCAACAGCUCUAAUGUGGGCGAGUUGAUUAGCAACUACGCCCCGCUGUCAUCCAACUACACCAUCAAGGACUUGAACGGGAAUGUAAUCAGCGAUGCUACUGUGGCAUACGUAACCACCUAUGUCUACCAGGCCUCUGCUGCCACGUCGGCGGCUUCCAGUUCCACCUCCUCGACCAAAUCUUCCUCGUCCAAGGCUGGCGGUUUCCAGGCUGGUGUCAACGGCGGGUUGUUGUCCUUGGCCUCGUUUGUGUAUUUAUUGUUGUAA